This is a messenger RNA of Botrytis porri, 2161 nucleotides long. RefSeq lists its product as uncharacterized. The transcript has 3 exons. Gene Ontology annotation, biological process: replication fork processing; resolution of meiotic recombination intermediates. The record is from RefSeq and is a predicted model, not a curated record. NCBI's taxonomy places the organism in Eukaryota, Fungi, Ascomycota, Leotiomycetes, Helotiales, Sclerotiniaceae. Bases 1508 to 1846 code for a protein of 112 amino acids. Gene Ontology annotation, cellular component: FANCM-MHF complex; Fanconi anaemia nuclear complex. Gene Ontology annotation, molecular function: protein heterodimerization activity; chromatin binding.
UUGGAAAGUUGUAUAUAAUAUAGAAUACUACUACUACUAAUAAAGCGAUCUGGUGACGUCGUGCUAAAGAGUGGUGGAUCUAAGUAAGCAAUGUACGCAAUGUAGGAAAUGGCAUCGUUGAGAGGCUACAUUUGAAUGGUGCUCUGGAUAUUUUGCCCCAAGAAUUGGGACCAUAGAACAGCUUUAUCGAUCCUCCAUUUCGAACAUCUGUCCAGUAAGAAUACAGUCCCAAGUUUACCCCCCUCCACCCCAGACUUUUGACAGUUUAGUUGCCGCAGGUCCUUGGAGACUUCCGAUUGUUCGUCUCAUUCUCCUCUAUCACUGGCUAACUCUCUUUAGGGAGGAAAUGAUGAUUCCAUGAUGAUUUCAUGAUAGGGCGAGUAGAAAUUUGAAAGCGAGUAAAUCCUCCUCCUAAAAACACAUGAAGGGAAGUGUGUACAAGUUCGAUAUUAAGAUUGACAAUAUAUAAUCCCCCCUUUAUAGUAUACAUCCCUAUGCAUUACCCAAGCAAGCUAUUCGCAUCUCUGGCCCUAAUCGUGCAAGAAUUCUUGAAUAUCCUUAUCCUCAUCGUCCUCUUGUUGUUGUUUUCUUAACAUCUCCUCCUGUUCCAAAAUCUUCCUGAUUGCCUGUCUUUGCUUCUUGCGUGCCUUGCCGCCCCAUUUGACAUCACUCGAGGUGGCCUUGGCAUCCCCCUCGCUGUCGGUAUCCUCGGUACACUUGGCCGAACCUCUAAAGGAAUUUGCGCCAACAUGCUUUUCCUUUUCCUUCUGUUCCGCAUGUUCAGCUCUGGCUUUGGCAUAUUCUGUCUCUUGUUUCUUCGCGCCAAGGUUGAUGAAAUAUGGCCGAAUGAGAAGGUAUGCUCCAACCACUGCGACGAUUCGAAUCCAUUUUUGAAGUUCCAUAUCUUUCAUUUGUGCGAAAGCUCCUGUUGUGUUUCGGUAGAAAUUGGCAGCUCCCAUUUCUAUGAGAUUGGUGAUAAAUUCCGCCAUGUUUCUUGAGGAUUGACGGUGAUUCGAAUGAUCUAGUACGGUGUUGUUUGAGGACUGAAUUUGGAGAGAUGAAUGAUGCGGUCAGUAAAUAAUGGGGUUUCAAGGAAAGUCGGUGGGUGUGUAUGGGAGAUUAUUUAAGACGAAUUGGAUUAUAUCAUACAGUAGAAUGAUGUAAAACUUGAGACACGGUGUAACCUUGAGAUAGAUUUGGAGAUCCCUGAACGAGAAGGGAAGAGAAUGUAAAAUGUGUCUUUUUGAAGAAAUUAAUGACAGCGCAGUGAAAUUGAGGGAAAUGGGAAUAUUAAUGUGGAUUCUAGAAUUUUUAGUUCCAGGGGCCGUCGAGGUACUAAGGGUCCCGGCUUGACUGCGGUAAACGCGUUAUCUCAGAUAAGUUAACGCGACAAGUGAUUUUUCAAUUGAUCGGGAGACAGAAGAUAGAAAGGUGAUUCUCGAGCUAUUGACAUUUUGACCUCGUUACUUGACUUUACCACCUACGAUACCGCAUUAUCUCUGCAAAGAUGCCUCAGAUCGAUGAUGAGCUCCAUGAACGACUCAAAGCAGCACUUUGGUUUUCAAUUGGAAAGAUUGUGGAAGAAGAAGCCGUGCGACUCAAUUCAAAUGCUACGAAUCAAUUCAUAGGAGCAUUGACUGAGAUGGUAUGGCAUCAAAUAGAGAACGUAACGAUGGAUCUCGAAAGUUUCUCCCGACACGCUGGACGAUCAACCAUCACAACCGACGAUGUGUUACUCGUUACAAGAAGGAAUGAUGCGUUACACGAUAUAAUCAAGGAUUUUGUCGACCAAGAGAAAGCGAAAUCUACCAAUGAAAAUGGAAAAGGUCGCACAAAGACCAAAUGAUGAGUCGCUUUUCCAACCUUUUCCAACCGUUAUAAGAUACCAAGAUCAAGAUACCCAGGAAGGCGGCGUUAGGAGUUACGAAUAUCAUCAUCUCGCAGAAUACCUAGUUGACAAUCCAAAUUGACACAUUCGACAUCACUGCCAAGAUGGAUCCCUUUCCCUCUCAAUAUAUUGAGUUAGUGACGUGUGUUGUGUGGUGCUCGAAUCGUUUGUUCACAUUCAGCUGCCCAUCAAGGUUUCCCGCACCAACCCCCGCAUGAAUGGAACAAGGGAAUAUUGGUCCCGUACAGAACAUGCGAUGAUCUAGCGUAAGAC